CUAUCAGUCACUCUUGUCUCUUUCUUUCCACACACUUCUCAUCACUUAGGGAAGUAGUUAUUGUGGAUUAAUUAACACAACUUCUAUAAAUACUAAGAACUUGUUCACAAGUGGCAUUCUUGUCCAGUGUAUGCAAUGACAGGGACUGAAGAAAGUUCAAUAUUUCUUACCUUUGUAUAAUUAUAAGAAUUAAUAUGGCAAGCAAAAAGAAAGAGAUUCAGCUACAGACAAUAAUAACCAGUCAAACACAAUGGGAUGACAUGAUGCUGAAUAAAGGCCUAACAGUGGUAGACGUCUAUCAAGGUUGGUGCGGACCUUGCAAAGCAAUGGUGAACUUAUUCAGAAAACUUAAAAAUGAAUUUGGUGAAGACAAUCUUCUACAUUUUGCUGUGGCAGAAGCUGAGAGUAUUGUGACUCUGCUUCCAUUUAAAGACAAGUGUGAACCUGCUUUUGUCUUCUGUCUGGAUGGCAAGAUGGUGGAUCUGGUGAAAGGUGCAAAUGGACCUCUUAUAAGCAGGAAAGUCAUACAGUUUGUAGAACAAGAAAGAAAAAUUGUAGCAGGAGAAAUACCAAGACCAGAGCUUGCAGAGCUUGUAAUUAUAGAAGAAAAAGAUUCAGAUGAAGAACCCGAAGAAGAAGAGGCUGUAGAGGAGGAAAAAUACAACGUCGUCAUUAUAAGACCUGAUGCAGUUGCUGUAGGAAAAGUUGAUGAAAUUAAAGUAACGAUUAUGGAAGCUGGCUUUAUGAUUCUUGCAGAAGAUGAGAAGACAUUAACUGAAGAGCAAAUUAGGGACUUUUAUCAAAGCAAAUCAGAAGAGCCUGAUUUUGAAGACUUUGUUGCAUUUAUGCUGUCUGCCCCAUGCCAUAUUCUGAUAGUAUCUGAAGGAAAGCAAUCACAUCAUAUUUUGCCUCUUGUACAAAACUUGGAAGAGGAGGAAGAGGAGGGAGAAGCUCUACCUAGAAUGAAAACAAUACAUGAAAAACCAACAAAUCUGAAAGGGGCCUUGGAAAAUCAGGACCUGUUACAUUUAUGUGAUAUUCAGGACAGUGUGGAAGAAGCAAGUAGGCAACUUGCCUUCUUCUUCCCUGGUUUUUCCAAAUCGAAGAAAGGCCCAGAUGUUGAAAGAACAUUGGCCUUGAUUAGACCUGCCCUCUUAAGGGAAAGAAGAGACUCUAUUCUGAAAAGGAUUGCGGAAGAUGGCUUUGAAAUAGCAAUGGAAAGGGAAAUAGUCUUAACGGAAGAGCAAGCACGUGAGUUUUACAAAGAACAUGAAAAUGAAGACUAUUUCCCAGUUCUUCUAGAAGAAAUGACCAGUGGGCCUACUCUUGCACUUGCUUUGGUACAAGAGAAUGCAAUACAAAAAUGGAGAAGCUUACUGGGACCAAAGAAAGUCGAGGAAGCAAAGGAGCAAUGCCCACUGAGUUUACGUGCUGAGUUUGCAAUUGACAAUGCGCCGAUCAACCUGUUGCAUGGAAGUUCAACUCCUGAUCAAGCAGCAAAGGAAUUAGAUUUCUUUUUCCCAGUGGAAAACACUUUCGCUGUCAUUAAGCCCACUGCUCUUGAGGAACACAAAGAUGAAAUAAUAAGUAAAGUAAAAGAUGCUGGAUUUAUCAUCUCUGAAAUGAAAGAAUCACAGAUAACACCUGAGAUGGCAGCACAGUUUUAUAAAUCUCAAGAAGGACAACCAUAUUUCGAUCAGCUUGUGGAAUAUAUGUCAAAUGGUCCAUCCAUGGUAAUGAUUCUCACCAAAGAAAAUGCUGUAGAGGAAUGGCGAAAAUUAAUGGGACCAACAGAUCCAGAGAAGGCAAAAGAAACUCAUCCUAAUUCAUUGCGUGCUCAGUUUGCAAAAGAUAUUCUGCGCAAUGCUGUUCAUGGAUCUUCAAAUGAAGAACACGCUAUAAAAAGCAUUAAUUUUGCUUUUGGCGACGUUGAUUUGGAGAGCCUGAAACACAAAUAUGUUUAUGUAUAAUGUUUCAUUUUUU
Messenger RNA from Sceloporus undulatus (fence lizard), 1983 nucleotides. It is a transcript of the gene NME8, whose product is annotated as NME/NM23 family member 8. Gene Ontology annotation, molecular function: nucleoside diphosphate kinase activity. The record is from RefSeq and is a predicted model, not a curated record. The coding region runs from base 195 to 1970 and encodes 591 amino acids. NCBI's taxonomy places the organism in Eukaryota, Metazoa, Chordata, Lepidosauria, Squamata, Phrynosomatidae. The transcript is spliced from 18 exons. Gene Ontology annotation, biological process: CTP biosynthetic process; UTP biosynthetic process; GTP biosynthetic process.